Marmota monax (woodchuck) is the source of this 3078-nucleotide messenger RNA. It is a transcript of the gene Cog8, whose product is annotated as component of oligomeric golgi complex 8. The transcript has 6 exons. Gene Ontology annotation, biological process: N-terminal protein amino acid modification; intra-Golgi vesicle-mediated transport; peptidyl-methionine modification. Lineage: Eukaryota; Metazoa; Chordata; Mammalia; Rodentia; Sciuridae. Gene Ontology annotation, cellular component: mitochondrion; COG complex. The coding region runs from base 35 to 1963 and encodes 642 amino acids. The record is from RefSeq and is a predicted model, not a curated record. Gene Ontology annotation, molecular function: peptide deformylase activity.
GGUUUGGAGGGGAAGUGACGUAGCUGAGGAGAAGAUGGCGGCUGCAGUGACUCUCCCAUCUUCAUCCACGGCCUCGGCCACGGCAGCGGCAGCAGCUCUGGGAGAGGUGGAGGAUGAAGGACUCCUGGCAUCGCUCUUCCGGGACCGCUUCCCCGAGGCUCAGUGGCGGGAGCGGCCCGAUGUGGGCCGCUACCUCCGGGAACUGAGCGGUUCAGGGUUGGAGAGGCUGCGGCGCGAGCCCGAGCGCCUGGCCGAGGAGCGGGCACAGCUGCUGCAACAGACGCGCGACUUGGCCUUCGCCAACUACAAGACCUUUAUCCGUGGCGCGGAGUGCACUGAGCGUAUCCACCGCCUCUUCGGCGACGUGGAGGAGUCGCUUGGCCGCCUGCUCGAUCGCUUGCCCAGCUUCCAGCAGAACUGCAGGAACUUUGUGAAGGAAGCUGAGGAGAUCAGCUCCAACCGACGGAUGAACACCCUGACUCUAAACCGGCACACAGAAAUCCUGGAAAUUCUGGAGAUCCCUCAGCUUAUGGAUACCUGUGUCCGGAACAGCUACUAUGAAGAGGCCCUGGAGCUUGCAGCCUAUGUACGGCGAUUGGAAAGGAAAUACUCCUCCAUUCCUGUCAUCAAGGGCAUUGUGAACGAAGUGCGCCAGUCCAUGCAGCUGAUGCUGAGCCAACUAAUUCAGCAACUGAGGACCAACAUCCAGCUCCCUGCCUGCCUCCGAGUCAUUGGCUACCUACGGCGCAUGGACAUCUUCACUGAAGCUGAGUUAAGAGUAAAGUUUCUUCAGGCCCGAGAUGCUUGGCUCCGUUCCAUCCUGACUACAAUCCCUAAUGAUGAUCCCUAUUUCCAUAUCACAAAAACUAUUGAAGCCUGCCGAGUCCACCUCUUUGAUAUCAUCACACAGUACCGUGCCAUUUUCUCAGACGAGGACCCACUGUUGCCAACUGCCAUGGGGGAGCACGCUGUGAAUGAGGGUGCCAUCUUUCAUGGAUGGGUGCUGCAGAAAGUUUCACAGUUCCUGCAGGUGCUGGAGACUGACCUUUACCGGGGGAUAGGAGGCCGCCUGGACUCUCUGCUGGGCCAGUGUAUGUACUUUGGGCUGUCAUUCAGCCGGGUGGGGGCUGAUUUCCGGGGUCAGUUGGCUCCUGUUUUCCAGCGGGUGGCCAUCAAUACUUUCCAGAAAGCAAUUCAGGAAGCAGUGGAAAAAUUCCAGGAUGAGAUGAAUUCCUAUACCCUCAUCUCAGCUCCAGCCAUCCUGGGCAGCAGUAACAUUCCUGCUGCUGUGCCAGCCACUCAACCAGGGACACUGCAGCCACCAAUGGUACUUUUAGACUUCCCUCCCCUUGCGUGCUUCCUCAACAAUAUUCUGGUUGCCUUCAAUGACCUGCGUCUCUGCUGCCCUGUGGCCCUGGCACAGGAUGUCACUGGUACCUUGGAGGAUGCCCUUGUUAAGGUAACUAAAAUAAUCCUGGCCUUCCAUCGCGCAGAAGAGGCUGCCUUCAGCAGUGGAGAACAAGAGCUCUUCGUUCAAUUUUGCACUGUCUUCCUGGAAGACCUUGUUCCUUAUUUAAAUCGUUGUCUUCAAGUCCUUUUCCCACCAGCUCAGCUAGCACAGACUUUAGGCAUUCCACCCACUCAGCUUUCCAAGUAUGGAAACCUUGGGCAUGUGGACAUCAUCCUUAUCCAGGAGCCUCUCGCCUUUAUCCUGCCUAAGAGAGAGGUGGUCUUCUCUCUAGAUGACAAGGAGCUAGCAUCCAAGCUCACAGAUUCUGCACCGCAGCCUCCUGCUGAGGAGCCGAGAAUGGAUCCAAGAGGAGAACAGGUGGAGUGGCAGGCAGGAGGGUGGACAGCCCGCAUCAUCCAGCAUGAGAUGGACCACUUGCAAGGCUGCCUGUUCAUUGACAAAAUGGACAGCAGGACAUUUACAAACAUCCACUGGAUGGAGGUGAACGACUGAAGCUUUCCUGCUGGGGCUGAGGAUCUGGAAAGACUAAAUGCAAAUACCUGAAUUUGAGCUGGGAAUAUCUUAUUUGCCUUCAACUUGGUAUUGGUCCUGAUAUGAAAGAAAACAGUGGACUUCCAGAGCAUAUUGAACUGAGUUAGAGGAGAAUCUUAGAAAUGUUUAUUCCAGUCAGGUUUGGACAAAAUAUUGCUACAAUUUGAGAAAAAUAACCCCCCUGAAAUGGAUGUUUCCUGACAUUUUUGUAUGGAGAGAAGAGGGGCAAGUACAUAACCAUUCUCAACAGUUAUAUCAUAAGACCUGUAUAACCUACUUCCAAAGCCAAGAUUUCAUAGUAACACAGUUCCCAAAUAUUAGAAAGCUGUGUUUUAAAAUGCAGGUAAGGGGGCUGAGGCUGUAACUCAGUGGCAGAGCACUUGCCUAGUAUUCGUGAGGCACUGGGUUCAACCCUCAGCACCGCAUAAAAAUAAACUAAUAAAGGCAUUCUGUCCAUCUACACCUAUAAAACAAAAAGUUUAAAAAAAUGCAGAUAAAGCAUUUUUCUGAGUUUCUCUGAGUUCUUUUUACAAAGGGCUUGUAUGUGUCUGACUUGGAGAGUCCUUGUUUGCCUUGGAUACCAGUUGCUUAUAAAAGUAAAACACAGGACAGAGUGGUCCCAAUUCAAGAAAGUGUUUAAUGACAUUAUUAAUGUAAAUACGUAUCCACACAUUUUAACAGGUUCAGAUAGUUUAGGUCUCCACCUUUCUUUCUCUCUUUUUUUAAGAUGGCAUCUUGUUGCCUUGCUCAAGCUGGGCUCAAACUCCCAGUCUUCUUGCCUCAACCUCUGAAGUAAGUGGGAUUAUAGGCGUGCACCACUGUACCCAGCUCAGGUCUUUUACCUGCCACCUUUAACAAAGUUAGGGAAAAGUUUGCUGCUAAGAUCUGUUGAACAGCGGGUACUUGGCUCAUUGGUUGGGUGGAGGCCAUGGAACAGGGCUGGAGGUGGGAAUGACAACUGAUAAGGAGCGAGCCCCUUCCUGUCAUAAUUAGUAAUGGAAAGCAGAAUUGGUACUUAGCUGUUUACCAUGCUUAUUUUGAAAAAAAUAAAUUAGCAUCAUACUACCAGUGUUUAA